This is a messenger RNA of Chiloscyllium plagiosum (whitespotted bambooshark), 1549 nucleotides long. RefSeq names its product cryptic protein. Lineage: Eukaryota; Metazoa; Chordata; Chondrichthyes; Orectolobiformes; Hemiscylliidae. The record is from RefSeq and is a predicted model, not a curated record.
AACCAACUCAACAGCAAGCGCCAAGAACCAAACUCUUCGGCCGCAGUGAACAUUGUUCAUUUUGUUGGGGUGCUGGAUAGUAAAAAACUGAACAGGAGCUGUUGCAAAAACGGUGGAACCUGCAUCCUCGGCAGCUUCUGCGCUUGUCCAGUCCACUUUGUUGGGAGAUACUGUGAGCUGGAUGAACGCCUCAAGGGAUGCGGCAAAUUUCGUGAUGGCCAGUGGGUUUUAAAGCACUGCACCUGGUGUAGGUGCAGCUAUGGUAGUCUACAUUGCAUUGAAGUAUUUGGGAAGGUUGAGAAUUGUGAUCCAGAGCAGGAUGAUGGAUUCUCUGCCAAUAGCUCCAGCCUGAAACUAACAAGACCAUUGCUGUUGUCUGUGUGCCUUGCUAUAGCAUUUGCAUUGUGAUUUCAUAAAUAUUUUAUCCUGUAUAAAUUUUAAUGGACAUAAAGGAUCCUUGGGGAGAGAUGCUGCUUUUGUAUACAUUAUUUUUCUUAAUAGACAUUACCUAUCUCUAUCUGAUGCAAGUGAUUUUUUUUUUAUAUAGGAAAGCCAAGAUGGUGAGUUUUGGCAAGUUAUUCAGCUGCCUUUGAGUCAAGUCACCACAGUCCUGAAUUAAAUCCUUCCCUCCUUCACCAAUCCUUGCAUGAUUGUACAACCAUGCAAGUUAUCAGCAAAAUGUUAUGUCACAGAUUCCUUAUCUAAAGUAAUUCGAUUCAAACGAUUCCUGACUUCUCCAUUUAAAGCUGCUUUCAUGUAAUCCUGACUGUGUUAUUUAAAUGGGUUUGUCAAAAUUUAACACCAGGAGCAAAUGGUAAUAGUAUGUAACCAUAAGUGGCUUCAAAUAUUUUGUACAUUGAAAAAUUACAUUUUUAUUUUACUGCUGUAAAUACUAUAACUUGUAAAUCUUUGAAAAGCAGUUUUAGUUAGUAUGAUACUACACUGUCAUGAAAUGCCUAAUACUACAGGGGCAGUAAAACCAGAAAUCAGUUGACUUAAAUGUCAUUCUUUCCAUUUAUUCAAAUGAAAGUGUUUUAUUUUCUGGAAAAGUUGAGCUGUCCAAUUUGAACCAGAAGAUGGGGCAAUACUUGAGUCUUUCUAAUCUAUGUACCACUGCCAUCUAAUGGAAGUUUAAUCUUCCUUUUCAACUCAGUCAAAUUGUACCACUUCAUAUGGCACUAAGUCUUUUUUUUUCCUAAGGCCUGGCUGCUUCUGUGUAGGGCAAUGCAAUUCAUGUUUUCUAGUCCGAUCUUUUUUGAUCAGAACUCUACUUUCCAGGACAUGUGCAGAUUUGUAUUUGAAGCAAAGGCAGAGUUCUUUGCCCCGUAUGCUCGUGCAUUUACUUGCUGCACCUGGUGACAAGCACAACACUAGUAUGGAUUCAGCAUUUAACAUAUGCAUUGAGUGACUUUUUAAUGCUUUAAAAGGUUAAUUUUACUAUCUCUUCUGGGUGUGUGUAGGUCAAUUAUGGCAAGAUUUAUAUUAGAUUGAGCCUCUGCAUCCAUUGAAACAAACUGCAAAUAAAGUAAGUCAUUUGGGCUUCAUUGAA